ACAUUUGGACAUAUCAAUCACACCAACACAUUCCUCACUUUGCUUAUAACAACAUACCUGCUUUUCUUCUCAAUUCUGCUUCCAAAUCUGUAAUAUUGUUCAACUUCAAGCCAUUUAAUUUGAAGUAAUGGAGAGGGUGACAAAGAUGGUAUCAGAGAGGCCAGUGGUGAUCUUCAGCAAGAGUUCGUGCUGCAUGAGCCACAGCAUCAAGACCCUUUUCUGUGACUUUGGAGUGAACCCUGCAGUUUAUGAACUUGAUGAGAUUCCAAGAGGCAGAGACAUUGAGCAAGCUCUUUCUAGGCAGCUUGGGUGCUCUCCUUCUGUGCCCACCGUCUUCAUUGGUGGCGAGCUUGUUGGUGGAGCCAAUCAAGUCAUGAGCCUUCACCUUAACCGCUCCUUGAUCCCAAUGCUCAAGAAAGCAGGAGCACUUUGGCUAUGAAUUUCAUCUGAUCUCUUCGAUCACCUUCACAUUAGGCACUACUUAAAUAAAUUAAACUCAAUGUUUUUGCUAUAUAUGUCAUGUAAUGACAAUGAGACUAUAUGUGUAUGUAGAAGAAGCGAGUUAAUAAUAAUAGAGGCUAACUGAUAUUGAGGUGCAGUUUAGCCUCUCUUUUUUAAUGUAA
This is a messenger RNA of Lotus japonicus, 623 nucleotides long. Its product is annotated as monothiol glutaredoxin-S2-like. NCBI's taxonomy places the organism in Eukaryota, Viridiplantae, Streptophyta, Magnoliopsida, Fabales, Fabaceae. The record is from RefSeq and is a predicted model, not a curated record. The coding region runs from base 128 to 439 and encodes 103 amino acids. The transcript has a single exon.